AUGGGGGAUGGGAUGGAGAUAACCCGGCCAUCGCAGGUGAGAUCACCGACUCUGGGUUCAGCUGCAUGUCAGGUGGAACUCCCACAAUGACCCCUGUUUUCACAGUCCACACAAACAUGAAACUCAGAUCCAAUCGCCCCCCUCUUUGGUUGUCUUUCAAAUCUUUUCUUGUAUUGUUGUGGCGUUUUGAAGGCUGCAAAUAUUUAUAAUCCCCACAUAGCAGACACACAAGACAUAACAAACAACCGUCGAAGACCGCACUUGACGCCAGUAGUGCCCUAAAAACAGUCGUUGUUUGGAUUGACAUGAAAACAACAAUGUUGAGUCCAUAUAAGUUCAACUGGCGAGCGAUGAAAGCUAGGCUAAUAUCCAAGCUUACCGGUUGGUCAGAAAACUGCAUUCCGUACAUUCCUCUCCCUGUUCUGUCAGCUUAAGAUCGGCGCUGAGAGACUUUUUCACUAGAGUGCCGUAAUUACUGUGGAUGGAAGGCAACAGGAAAUUGUUAUUCGCAAACUACUUUGUCUCUCUCUCCGUCAAAGUGUGCGGAGACGCAACCGUGGUCGAUCGGUCAUCCCCCUCCUUAGGCUUGUCUCUGUGACCGACAAGGGAAGCCAGGUUUGGGAUGGAAAACAAGCUAGGCCAUGCCUCUAUCGCCGCUACACAGCCAGGCAUUAGGUGUCAGUCAUCGGGAAUGACACUUUGUUAGCACGUCAACACUCGAGAAGGAGGCCAGAGAGGAAAGAACGUCUCAUUAAAAACUAUUUGUGAUUAAUAUUUCCAUGUCGCUGCUGAGUGAUUGGAGAGGUGUGUGUGCCCCUGUGUGUGUGCCAGUGCAUAAGGUGUUUGUGCAUGUGUGUAUACAUGUGUGUGUGUCUGCGCGUGAUUGUGUGUUUAGGUUUAUGUGUGUGUGCCCGUUUCAAUCCGGAAUGUGCAACAUAUUACACACACACACAGUGACUGACUGAAUGAAGACUGGCAGGUUGAAACCUGCUGAGCAAAUUACUCAAGGCUGCCUAAUCAUGCAUUGUCUGUGGUAGAUGAUGACUUUGGAGAGGAAUGAAAAAACUCACCCCCCUGUCAAAAGAGUCACAGUCAGUGAGGCCUAGUGGAUUCAGUCAGACCCUACAUGUAAAGACAAGCUGACGAGGUCAUGACGAUUACAGCUCCUCUUCUUUAUAUGACCAUCAAUGUCAUGCCUAGUUCAUCUUACAAAGUCAUAAACACAAGUAGAAGUAUCUUAAUUGUACUGUUUCCCUUAUGAUCUACUGUCGAAGUGUCAAGGAAUCUAUGUGUUAUGUAGGAUCGGUCACAUAUGGAUGAUAAAUUGUAAUGUGAAUUAUACACAUACCAAUUUCUGACUCAAGGCAUCUCUAUCAGUGAUUUACGUUUAUGUACGUAGGAUAGGACUUAAACUGUUCUAUAUUUACCAAUGGGAAAGUUAUUGUGAAUGAAGAAGUAGUGGGAAUAGCAGCCCUUUCCACACUGGCCCUCAUAUCUAAGCACUGCAUUGCUUCCCCAGCUACAGCCUAUCGUUUUUCUCAUGCAAGUGGCGACCUCUGCUGGUAUAAGAACGAAACAUCAACUUGUUUAGCUUUCUUGAAACCAACACCAGCUCAACAUUUUGUCACAUUGCACCUUCCUGAAUAGACCGCUGGCGUCAUGACACCUUCUUUCAUCUGUAACCACAGGAGGUUGGUGGCACCUUAAUUGGGGAGGACAUGUUCAUGGUAAUGGCUGGAGCGGAAUCAGUGGAAUGGUAUCAAAUACAUCAAAUACAUGGUUUCCAUAUGUUUGAUGCCAUUCCAUUCGCUCCCUUCCAGACAUUAUUAUGAGCCGUCCUCCCCUCAGCAUCCUCCACUAUGUAACCAUCAAAACAAUAUAACCUUGACUAGACUAGACUACUAUUUCCCUCUUCUUGUGCUGUUAUCUGGGCACCAGCCUUUAUUUUAAUGUUGAAGAAGAGUAUGUCGCUCACUAUAUUGUGCAGGUAGUUACAAUAGAAAGCAACUACCAUAAUGUCACGAAACCACAUACUGUACACUGCAUUAUUAUUGAAUGCAAUAACAUGAAUUGUUAUAAUUGAAACACGUGCGAUCUAAUGUGCAAUACAUGCAUCAUACAUGCAAUAUAGCCUACAGGCCAGCAGAGGCAUAGGCUAGCAUAUAGGGCAUAGCAGCAGCAAAAAUACAUACUCCUGCUGCAUAUAUACAUUAUGGUGUCCUUAUGUGACCCCCCAAAACACACCACACCUCUGCGGUUCUCAAUUGUAGGCUAGUGAUGUCAUCAACCAAAUCUCACCCCAGACUUGAUCAUUAGGAUAGGCUACACGUUAUGCAACAGUGAUCAUUAAUGGGCAAAAGAUUACGGCGCAGUCAAUCUAUUUUAGUCCACUAAAGCUUAUUAGCGGACUAGACUGUAGUGCGAGAGAGAGUGGUGGGUGACUCCCGGGUGAGACUGAUAGAUAGCGGACCCGAGUAUAACUGCAUAGCGGAGCGCGUUUCUGUCCUCCGGGCUUGCGUUUCCCUGAGGUUGUUGCACCGCUCUCUAGGUCCUUCUCUCCCCGUCUAUCUCGCCCUGAACUCUUUUUGCCUGGACUCGCAUAGACAGACGGGCGGACAUACUGUAGUGAGGGGGACGGACCCGUGUUCACCAUGUUGACAUUGUUGACAGCGAUGUAUAUAGUGGUGCAGGCGGCAUCGUCGGAGGUAAGACGCUUCUCCUUGACCGCACCAUCAUACCAGUUGGGCUCUCAAACUAAAUAUAAAGGCUACCUUUGAAUAAACUACAGUUGCAAAUUUGACAUUGACUCUCCUCCCUAUAGCCUAUGUCUUGUUGAAUUACCGCGAGAAGCUCUUACAAAGCUAAUCCUAUAGGGUAGCCUAGUGAAAUAUUUGGUUUAUUCGGAUCCCCAUUAGCUUUUGCCGAAGCUUCAGCUAUUCUGUCUGGGUAGUAGACACUGUCGACUAGAAAAAUAUAGCCUCAUAGGCUACUAUUUUGGGGUAUAUAUCCGUAGGCUAUCCCUCAGUCAACAAUACAUUCGAAUUGAGUAGCCUACUCUGAGUCCUACUCAUUCAUAAUGUAGCCUACAGACUUGAACAAAGUGUCUGUGGCUGGACAGUCCUGUCUGUGUGACCCCAUCAUAAUUAAUGAAUGGACUGCCUCCCUUCCGCAGCUUUGGUAAAGAACGCGAGCGGGUGUUCAUUGCAGAUUACACCAUGGCUAACUCCUUGCGACCCGGUGCGUCAGACAGGCGCUGCCUCCAGGGGAAGUCAACUAUUUUCACCUGGCCAUUAUGUAACAUUAAUGCCCCACUUCCCACAAUCAUAAUGAAACGGAUCUAAUUAAGCAAUAAGGCACGAGGGGGUGUGGUAUAUGGCCAUAUACCACGGCUAAGGGCUGGUCUUAAGCGCAACGCUGAGUGCCUGGAUACAGCCCUUAGCGGUGGUAUAUUGGCCAUAUACCACAAACCCUUAUUGCUAUUAUAAACUGGUUAGCAACGUAAUUAGAGCAGUAAAAAUAAAUGUUUUGUCAUACCUGUGGUAUAUGGUCUGAUAUACCACGGCUGCCAGCCAAUCAGCAUUCAGGGCUAGAACCACCCAGUUUAUAAUUAGUUUUUUUUAUAUCUGUUUGCAUAACAAUAAUCACAUUUUCAGCCAUAUAGCGUUUGGUUGGAAGGUGUAUAUGUGUGUAUCCUGUAUAUACGACUAAUAAAACUUAAAUAAAGGUUAAUAAUAUUAGGUAACUAAGAGACGUUAUAUCUGCUGUAUCAAAUACUAGGCUGCAUGUCUGUGUUAGGUCCUGGUUGCUUGAUGUAACAGAGUAGACAUUAAUAAUAGAUACAAGUCAACAGGCUUAGUUCUUGAAACGGGUUAUUUUGAACCCUCUGAAUGCAUCCCCAGAGGAACAUGCCAGAAAGGAUGGAAUUAUUUCGCUUCCAAACUAAAUUGUAUUCACUAAACCUAACCUUGUUCUUACCCCCGCCCUAGAACAAAAAGCUCUUAUGCCUGCUCAUCAGUUGUGAAGAUAGUGCUACUUUUGUCUGUUCUAUUGCCAAGCAUCUUGUGACUAGUCUACCAGAGCCACAUCACUGCACUUGACUUCAAAUGACCCCACUCUUGACCCCAGUGGAGGCUACAGACAGACAUCUUGUUCCAAUAGUUAAACCAAUAUGGACAAAUCUUGUCCAGCACUUUCACUUAUCAGUGGUCAUGAAGCAAUGAGGUAAUGAAAGAGAAGUGUCUCCAUCUUACAGACAAUGGCCAUUAAUAGUUGCUUGGUAGUAAGUCACAGAACCGACCUUUGACUCAGUCUAAUCAGGCUUUUGUUGGGUGUUUGAAUGAAUUGUUGCUUGAAAUAUUGUUAAUCAUAUAAUAGUCGGUCUUAUUAACUUUAAUUAUAAGCCAUUAAUAGAUCAUUUAUAAAGCAUGUUUUUGAUUUGCUGAACAUUUAUCCUGUUGGUAGGCUAAAUCUUUAUAGCAAAAUGCUGUGUGCUGUAAUGUAGGUGUGAUGCAUUUGUAAAACCAAACAUAGAUUGAGAUCAGGGUAUAGGCCUACUCUGGGACAAGGGGUUGAAUUCAUUGGCUGAAUUCAACUUGGCAUGGGCUACCAAAAAUCCACUAAUAACAUCCCAACCCAACUCUAAUGUAUAUCUCUGAUUAAUGAAGUGUAUAUAGAUUAAAAUGUGUGUUUUCUUUAAAAUAGAUUUUUAAAAAGCUUGGCCCAGUGCAAAUACUAUGCCAUCCUCCUUCAUUCAUUGAUUAGGCUACAGUAAGAACUGCAAAUAAAUGUGUACAUAAAAUCCAUAGGAUACUGUCUAUCCAGCCCUUCUAGAGUAGUGAUGAACGUCUGCUAAUUUAUUAAAAAGUUAUUUUAAAAAAUGUACGGCUGAAAGAAGCAAGAAGCAAGGUAUUAGUAAAACGAUACAUUUGAACGCGGCCCAUACUCAGGUUUUUUAGAUCUAUGGUCCAUAUAAGGUCGUGUGGGCGUGGCCUAAGAUAACAACGAGCUCGCGCUGCAGCGGUUCUUCAUGGGGAAUGUGUUCGUUUUCGUGACUUGGGCGGGUAAAAAGAUGAGCAUCAGUGAAUAUUCAACUACAGAUCCCAGGACAGGAAUCCAGUGCGCCACCGCGUGACAUUUCAAUACAAGCGCAGAGGUGACCCUUCUGUUUAGUCCUAGCGGGAGAACAGUGUUUGCAGGCUUUACUAGAUCCUCUAUCUCAAGUGAAUAUGGUAGAUGUUUUAUCUUGUUGCUGUCAGUUAAAGCUAACUGUUAUAUGAAUGAUGCAUCGAAAGUGUUAGCUAGCUAGGAAAACAGAUGCUUGUCAUUGCUGAUGAUCAAAUGUGGUUUUGUGUCCACUUGUCAUUGAAGCCGGGAGCUAGCAUCAGCGGUUAAUCUAAUGUUUGAUCAAAGAUUAGUCUGUUGUGUCAGCAAAGAUUUCUGGCUAACGUUCACCAUCUCUUUCUGAAGUCGUUUGCUAACGUUAGUCAGAAAGAUGGCCAACCAGCCAUCUUGUGCAGUGAGAAGAAAGAUGAGGAUGUUGGAUUUUUUAAUAGUCUCUAGCAUACAAUUGCGAAAUGAAGAGAACAAAGUACCCGAUUAGGAAAUUGUUUCUGCUUUUUCACACUAGCAACAAUGUAGCCGCGGUGCCUUCUCUUUUCAGUCGUUAUGGCUACAUUGUUGCAGUAGCAGACUUUCGCGCUUGGCAUUAGUAGAAAAUUGCAUCAUCGUCUUUCAUUCAUUCAUUCAUUCAUGAUGACAAUGGAUAUCAAGAACAGCUUGAGUCGCCCAUUUUGAAGAUAUUGGACGCGUUCCUCUGCCCAGGCGUUGCUGACGCAUGCCAUAUCUUACAAUGCCUGGAUAGGUAUUUUAUGUAUCAGCUAACUACAGCUGUUAUAGCAAUCUGGCAGUAAAUGACAGUCCACGAUGCCGCACGCAACCAUUGGUUGAUGCAUGCAACUUCUGAGCAGGGGAACUCGACCAACAUAUGGGCGCUGCGUGAAUCAACCAAUGGUUUCAUGCCACGUCAUCCACUGCGUCAUCCACUUACCGAUUUGCUAUAACAUAUGAUGUGGUAAGCUGAUAUGUAAAAUACCUAUCCAGGCUUUGAAAGAUUUGGCAUGCGUCAGGAACGCCUGGGCAGAGGAACGUGCCCCUUAUGUGGAAUAUAACUUCAGUAAAAUGUAAAAGCCAUACAUAAUAACUGAAUAGCCUACAUAUAGCUCUUAAUCGUUGCUCUUUCAAACAACAGUUAGCGUUAUAUUGCAGAAAACAGCAAUAAAUGCACUUUGUGGGCUAAUGCAAAGUGCGUUUCCAUCUGUCGACACUGAGUUUUGUCCUUUUAAUCAACAUAGCAGUCAGAUGCGAUUACUGCCGCUUCAGUUGCUUAUCCCAGCUAUGUAGGUCAUUACUGCUGUGUUGGAAGAUUGCACAGAGUGAGUAUGGACCGUGUGUGUUUUUUUGCAGGCCGACCCAAUCCGUGUGCUGGUGACUGGCGCUGCUGGACAGAUCGCCUACUCUCUGCUGUACAGCAUCGCCAAGGGAGAUGUCUUCGGCAAGGACCAGGUAACACGGCCUAGGACUACUUAUAUCCGCACACUCUCUCUUUCAAAUCAGCUUUGGCCUCGAGAGAGCACAGGAGGCAGAUGGAUGUUGUAAUAUGUAGGCUAUAAUGACGCCGUUACAUAAGCAUGUGUGAAUUAUACAUGGGAUGUGAAUUUUUGGCAUGAGGUCGGGAGGGGCAGAUUCUUAUUUUUGUCAGUGGCUUAAAGAAGAAUAAAAAAAUCCCUCUUUGCAUUUGUUUCUUUUCCAGCCCAUCAUCUUGGUCCUGCUGGACAUCUCUCCCAUGUUGCCAGUUCUGGAUGGGGUUGUGAUGGAGCUGCAGGACUGUGCUCUCCCACUCCUGAGGGGUGAGCUAUGCUUUUCUAUUCUGCCUGGGCUGGCCGUGAGAACAUAUGAGUGAGAACAUAUGCACCCAUUAUAAAUAGGCAUGCUUUUUGUAUAUUUAAAAAUGCAUUGCGUGUGUAUGGACUGUAUAUGUGUGUCUCCCUGCUGCUGCGGUACUUUUCCAAUAGCCCUAACUUCACAGCAGCAGGAAUGGUCAACCGCAGACUGCUGUGGGAAGGAGUGUCAGAAAGGAGGCCUCCUAUUAGUCUGUUCCCAAGGCCCUAUAGGAAAUUCCAACCAAUCCUGGGAGUGGUGGGGCAACAAUAGGGGAGGCGGGGUACAAGACAUCUCUUGCACCAGUGAGCCCUGACUGAAGUUCAUCCUGAUAAAACAGGGAAAGAGUUUUUCGUGAGUGGCCACAGACCAUACAUUGUCUAUGAAAUCAGCCCAUUUGGCAGUGUUUCAAGGAACAAGACAAUUUAUCAGCAAGGUGGAGCCACUGAGUGCUAGGCUAUUUGUUUGGAAAUAACCUGGUGUGUGUGUGUGUGUGUGUGUAUGUUUUCCACACAGAGACUGUUUGUUCUUCCCUUGCAUUCAUGUACACCCAGAUGAGCCUGAAAUGGCAGUAUAAUUAUUGUAAAUGAAAACUGAAACUGCCACCACACCUACUAUUUUACUAACUUUAGCAGACAUUCUGCUUGAUUUGUCUUAAAAUCAUAAUUGUAUUGCUUUUAUGUCAAAUCUGAAUUUCAUGUUCAUUGCUGAAUCCAAUACAAACAUACAUCUCUCCACAAAUGUGGCAGUAACACUAAACGUUGGCCACUACAUCCACUCUAUCCAAGACAAUAUAUAUCCAUCGUAACUAACAGUCACCGCACCAUCUUCAUCCACAGAGGUCAUCCCCACCGACAAGGUGGAGGUGGGCUUCAAGGAUCUGGACGCCGCCAUCUUGGUGGGCUCUAUGCCCAGGAAGGAGGGCAUGGAGAGGAAGGACCUCCUGAAGGCCAACGUGGCCAUCUUUAAGACCCAGGGGGCCGCCCUGGAGAAGUACGCCAAGAAGACCGUCAGGGUAACUGUCCCUCUGUGUGUCUAUGACUCGGCAUGUUUUAGGGCCACUGCCGCAGAGCAGCAGCCUGGCUGGAGAGAGAGAGACACACACCCUGUACCAAAUAGAUAGCUGUCAUUGCUAACGAUAAUCAAGGGACAUGAAGGCACCACAGUACAGCAAAGGCCAGGUUGUGGGGCGUUGAAUGAUGUUAAGGGAUGUUUUGGGGAAAGGGUCAUCAUUUGCUUUUACUGAUGGAACAUUUUAGUGAGAUAUAUUUUUUAUUUAUGUUAAAGACUUUAUGUAAUACCUCUAGUUCUAGGACAUUUGAAAUGAACCACUACAUAUUUUACAACUUUCCUUCCUUUUAAAGUCAUACAAACCUUUUGACAAAUCAGACUAUAAUUGGACCUUUUCACAUUUCAAAUGGGCCAGUUUUAUUGGACAGCCUUAUACUUCGAUGGUAUUGGUGCAAAUUCACAUUUUUAAAGGCUUUUAAUCCUGUGUGGAAUGGGCUGGGUUCCAAAGUCAGGGAUGAAAGCUACUCCAUGCUGUGUUGUGUGUACACACUGCAGUCACUGGUGUCACAAGGGGGCCUUUGGCCACUGCGGUUUGCAGCAACAACGACACGUCAGUGUGACGAACAAAGCCUCAGCUCUUCUAUGGCCAAGGUCAACUACUUCUGAUCCAGGAAUGUGUGUGAAUUUGAAUGGGCAGGUUUCUAUAUGUUCUAUAUAGCUACAUAAGAACUGGAUGGCCAUCCUCUAAAGUAAGUGUGUUUUAGAAGAAGAAUACUUUAUUAAUCCAUACCAGAUGGAAAUGUGUAUUCUACUUUACCCAAUCCCUCAGAGGAUACGCACAUACACACAAGUACCCACAUUGGGCAGAAACAGUGCAGCGGCCCGGUGAGCAGUUAAGGGGUUAAGUGCCUUGCUCAGGGCCACAACGGCGGGUGAUGUUAUCUUUCUAGGAUUUUACACCAACUCAUCUUGGCAAAUGAGCCUAAUGUUGGCAAGGUAGCACUGGCAGCCAAACACUCACGUACACACAGCAGUCCCUUUAAAUUUAGCUAAUCCUUGACCUUCAUUUAAAGGGGAUGUAUUCUGUGUGUGACAUCUAUCUUAUAUUGAUUUAUAGGCCAUUUUAGAAAGUGUCAGCAUUUCCCUUAGCCAUGACUCAUGUUUCUCAGUUGCACUGCUACUCUUUCUGAUGAUCCGCCAGCUCUGCUUGCAUAAACCAAGUGUAUGCUUUUAAUGUAUAAAUAGUGACAUACAAUGACACAAAUGAAGAUGAGGACUUAAAAUAGGACUUGUAUCCUACUCUUGAUUUCUACUCUGAAAUUGAGCUGUUCCUGAACCUGUAGUUUGAGUGAGGGAUGACUCUUCAACGUUUCUAAAAUCUCUCUCUCUCUCUUUCUCUCUCUCUCAGGUCUUGGUAGUGGGAAACCCUGCUAACACCAACUGUCUGAUUGCGUCCAAGUCCGCCCCCUCCAUCCCCAAGGAGAACUUCUCCUGCCUGACUCGUCUAGACCACAACAGGGCCCGUUCCCAGGUAGGCCAAAGCCAAAAGGCCCCGUCCAGAAAAGGCGACUAGUUCCUAGCCUCUAGGCACUUGAUGUAAGGUCCAAUCCUAAAUGGAUCCCUAUAACCUAUGCACUUCUGGAUAUCUGAGAGUAUUAGGUGUGAGCAAAAUGAUUGGCUAGAUGGAAUUUUUACCAUACUGCUUAAACCUAGUCAAUCAUCUUAUCUCCACAAGUGCAUAGGGUGUAGGGGCUAUUUCGAUUUGGAAUUAGAUCUGAAACAAUUGAAUGGGUAUACCAAUAUGGGCAAAAAUCCCAUGAAUUGCAUCACAACCUGUGUCGGCCUCUAUAAUUAAAAUAUAAUAUGCCAUUUAGCAGACGCUUUUAUCCAAAGCGACUUACAGUCAUGUGUGCAUACAUUUUUACUCUAGGUGGCGAUGCGUUGUGGCGUGCCCGCCGAUGCAGUCAAGAACGUCAUCAUCUGGGGCAACCACUCAUCCACUCAGUACCCUGACGUGCACCACGCCAUGGUCAACGUGCAUGGCAAGGAGGUGGAGGCGUACGACGCCGUGAAGGACGACAGCUGGCUCAAGGGAGACUUCAUCUCUGUAAGUGAACUCUAGUUUUGGCUCUUCUGGCCUAACCCAUUUUGACACAAUUUCCCUUAAAAAAUUUACUAUAUGACAUUUUAACAAUUUGCUUCAAAAGGCAUGAUUCUGCCUGUUUUUUUGAUGGCUUUGUUUAUGAAAAUGUUCAGGGCCUCAAACUGUACAAAUGUACCAAGUUUCAUGCUUUUAUGAAAAAGUAAACAAUUCCACCCCAAAUCUGCACACAUCUUGGACUACUGCUCAUAAUGCUUUAUGGAUGUAGUUAUAAAUAUUAAUGAGCAGCUAUUUGCACCUAUGUUGUGUAUUUGUGCCUUAUGCAUAGCUCAUAGGUAUUAUAAAUGUGCGAUCCUUACCUGAAUGAAUCCCUAUGCAUGGAAAGCGAGUGUAGGUUGUAGGCGUCAUUUGGACCCCAUAUCUCAUCUUUUAAUAAUCUCUGAUCUUAUCUGAAUACAAGCAUUUUCACUGAAUCUGUUAGUCUCCUUUAGUCCAGUGUUGUGCCUUUUGUAGUUGUAAUGAAGCAGUCCUAAUGCCCCCUCUGUCCCUUCCUCCUCUUCCCCCCUUCUCUCUUCCUCUCCUCUCUGUCUCCUGCAGACGGUGCAGCUGCGUGGUGCCGCCGUCAUCAAGGCCAGGAAGCUCUCCAGUGCCAUGUCUGCCGCCAAGGCCAUCUGUGACCACAUGAGGGACUGGUGGUUCGGCACUCUUGAUGUAAGCCAUGUGUUUGGGAGGUGGGGUGGAAUGGUGUCAAGGAUCUGCAGCAAACCCCUUUUUUCCAAACUCCAUAAAACACUAAUAUUUAACACUUAACAACUAACAUUGUUCAAAUGUUUAUAUUUUGAAAAGCAAUAUCUCGGAACAGAGCACCGUAACCCCUCUUUAUUUUCAAUCUGGAAGAAUCCACAAACAUGCAAAGCCUUUUGUUUGGAUGUCUCAGACAAAUUCAUUUGAAUUGACUGUACUCUUCAGUGGAAAAAUAAUAUCAUAGGGUUGCAAAAUUCUGCAAACUUUCCCAGGAUUUCUGGAAAACCUGGGAAUUUGGGGGGAAGUUACCAAAAUGUUGUGUUUUUUGUGAAGCUGUGUCCCUGGCCUGACUGUUUGUCCUGUUGUUAUUUUCAGGGUGAGUUCAUGUCUAUGGGUGUGUACGCUGGUGGAAACUCCUACGGAAUCCCCGAAGACCUCAUUUACUCAUUCCCUGUUCAUAUCAAGGUAAGGCAUAACCAUAGAGAUGGAUAGAGGGCUCUUGUGCCACAGUUUAUUUACGAAUUGCCAAAACUUGUCACUCAUAGCCCUCAAUGGCACUGCUCGUUCUGUCACAGAAGAGGCCAUUGUAUAGAUAGGAGAUGGGCUGUCUAGCAUUUCUAUGGGCAUAACUAAUCAACCCUGGCAAAGUGUAUUAAUAGAACAUACAUAUAAUUUACCGAUGGGUGGUUAUUGAAAGUCAUUGUUACCCAACAUCAGCUUUUCAGAGUUUAGGUUAUACCAACAUAGGCCUACUAUUGCAAGCCAGCAGUGUACACUGACUUUUGCCGCAUUCAUGUGCUAUCAGAAAAUUGUGACAAAACUGAUGUUACGCAGAGCAUUAUGGGUACUGUAGUAGUGUACUGUAGUUGUGAUCCUGGACUAGAUGAGAUGUGCUAAAGAGCCCCCUGUUUGAUCCUUAUCCAUAUUCUCCCCACAGAACAAGUCGUGGAAUAUCCAUGACGGUCUGCCCAUCAACGACUUCUCCCGCUCCAAGAUGGACGCCACAGCCGCUGAGCUGGUGGAGGAGCGAGACACGGCCCUGUCCUUCCUGAGCCAGUGACUCGCAGUGCCACCUACUGGCACACCGCCACAACAGCAGCACUUAGAAAACCCCCAGAACCCUCCUGACUCACGUCUGUGACCAAUACCCCCACUCGAGUCCCGCUGCGCACUUGGUGUGUGUGUGUACCUCUCUGUAUGUAUGUGUGGUGUGUUUCACUUUGUUAAUCUCUUUAAGGUAACGGUUAUUAAUAAUAAACCUGUAAUUAAAAAAAAUGCUAUCUAAACGUUGGCCUUUGUCGGAAGACACUGGAGGAUUGUCCUUUGGGUAGAUGAUAACGCAACAAUAGUUCUACUGUACUCGUACAUGUUAUCCAACAAUAAAAACAGAUACAACUGAUAAAUC
Molecule: messenger RNA, 12197 nt
Organism: Coregonus sp. 'balchen'
Lineage: Eukaryota; Metazoa; Chordata; Actinopteri; Salmoniformes; Salmonidae
Source: the annotation of a GenBank genome assembly